AUGGCUUUGCCUUACAUCCCAAGUCGCACCUCUACGAAGCCUCCGAAUUCGAAACCACGGCAAAAACAAGAAACUCCUGCCUCAGCUCCAGCACCGAGAUUACUCCCAGGAGAGCGAAGAGUCAAGCCUCGCCUUAGCAGGCCAAGUCUCGAUCCUGUUCUGGAGAGCGAUCAACGACUCUCAAGAGAGGUAGAGCAGAUUGCCUCCGGGGAUGCUGCCAAGGUGACGAGAAAGCAAUCAUUACCGAUACUUACCAGAAAUCGAAGUGACUUCUUCGAGGAAGCAUUCGGACCCAAGCAUACGCAAGACCCCGGUGAUCGAAUACGGAACGAGUCUCCUGUGCUGGUAGAAAUCAAGACCAACGUCAUUAUUGAAGAUGAAUUUACCUUCAUCACUGAGCUAUCCGAGUACCUCUCGUUGCGGUACAAUCGUCCGGCAUCUUCUAUCGUAAUAACAGUCCAACAUGGGAUCUGUAUUCAGUUUGGUGGCGGUUCUGAUCCUUGCUAUACCAUGACAAUCGAGGCUCUCGCUCGAGACGUUCAGACGACAAUGAACAAACGGAACAUUGCUCUCUUCCAGAGACACAUGGAGCAGGCCCUGAGGAUUCCUCCAUCCAAGGGGUUCUUGAGAUUCGUUCCCCUCGCUGAAGACUGCGCUGGGUGGAAAGGCAACACACUUGCUGGGCAUAUUACAGAAUUGAUAGAAGAGACACAAGCGAUGGCGGAACGUCGAGGUUCGAUCAGAGCUCCGAGGAGAAGAUCUAGUAAGGCAUUUCGAGAAAUGAAGAGUAAGAUAGCCGCAUCAGAGAGUGCAUCUGCUUUAAAUCCGAGCACAUCGCAUGGCAUAUUGUCUCAUGACCCAGAAACUUUUGCAAAGGCUGCGAAAACCGAAGCCGAGACCGAGAAAAACAAUACGAAGACGUUGAAGCGAAGGAAGAGUUUCAUUCAUACUCUGUUUCCUCGGUCUGUGAGUCGUUUAGCGGAGAGAGAGACGGAAUAA
Fusarium mangiferae is the source of this 999-nucleotide messenger RNA. RefSeq lists its product as uncharacterized. Gene Ontology annotation, molecular function: phenylpyruvate tautomerase activity. The transcript has 3 exons. The coding region runs from base 1 to 999 and encodes 332 amino acids. NCBI's taxonomy places the organism in Eukaryota, Fungi, Ascomycota, Sordariomycetes, Hypocreales, Nectriaceae. The record is from RefSeq and is a predicted model, not a curated record.